This is a messenger RNA of Lucilia cuprina (Australian sheep blowfly), 1594 nucleotides long. RefSeq names its product cholecystokinin receptor-like. The transcript has 2 exons. Gene Ontology annotation, biological process: neuropeptide signaling pathway. The coding region runs from base 1 to 618 and encodes 205 amino acids. Gene Ontology annotation, cellular component: membrane. The record is from RefSeq and is a predicted model, not a curated record. Gene Ontology annotation, molecular function: neuropeptide receptor activity. Lineage: Eukaryota; Metazoa; Arthropoda; Insecta; Diptera; Calliphoridae.
AUGGUUGCGGUUGCUGUCGAUGUAGAUGCUGCCGAUGAUGUUGAUGGCAAUGACAUUGUUGCUGUUGUCAUAUUUGAAUUGCUGACGUUAAUGUUUGUAGCUGCCGCACUGCCACCAACGCUACUACUGCAACAGUCUGCUGUACAAAAGUUGCUCGUAGCAUUAACUUCCUUCUCUGGUAGUGUAGUCUUUAAAGUGGCAAAACGCAUACAAUAUAAAAAUAAUAUUGCCAAGAAUUUGGAAAGUAAAAAACGUGUUGUUAAAAUGCUGUCCGUUUUGGUUUUGGAAUUUUUUAUAUGCUGGACACCACUUUAUGUUAUAAACACCGCGGCCAUGUACAUCGGUUCAGCCAUUUACGAGUAUAUUGACUAUAAGUCCAUUAGUGCACUACAAUUGUUGGCGUAUUCAUCAUCCUGCUGUAAUCCUAUAACAUAUUGUUUUAUGAAUGCAAAUUUCCGCCGUGCAUUCUGGGAUACAUUCAAGGGCAUGCAAUGGUGUGGCAAGCGAUUUCAACGGAAACGUUCCACAGCACAAAGUGGUGCGAAUUUAUGUUUAGCUGGCAGCAUACGUGUCAAUAGUUGCACGGUACAGACAGUAAUUGAUAGUCCACGUUUGUAAAAUAUGAAAAUAUUAAAGUUGGAAUUACUUUUUCAUACUCUUUUGUGAAUUUGGAAACCUCAUAUAAUGAAGGUGUUCUAUUAAAAUUACUGUGAAAAAUUGUGAACCAACCCAUAAAAGUUGUAUUACACUGUGAAAUGUUAAAAGCGAACUAACUCACAACGAAUUGUAGUAGAUUUUUUAGUUUAAAAAAUAUACAUAAAUAUUAUUUGAUUUUUGUAGCUUUUCUAAAUAUUUUAUAAUGAAUAUUAUAUAACCAAAAGAUAAAUUGUCAGUUUUAUAAAUUCAUUAAACUCUUUAUUUCGUAAUAAGUAUUUUUAUCACAUUAUAUUUUUUUAUAUUUACAAAAUCAAAGUUUCUCAGAAGUGAUUAUAUGAAAUAUAAUUAAAUUAUAUAAAACAUUAUAAAAUUUUUAAACCGUUAUGUUUAUCUAAACAACUAAUCUUAUGUUAUAUUUUUUAUUUUUUUUAUACCCACCAUCAAAAAGAUGCGAAGAUACAUUUAUUUUGUCAUUGGGUUUGUAACACAUCGAAGUAUUUUAUAGAUUCAGACAAAAGUUUAUAAAUACAAUAACAAAAAUAUUUAAAUAUAUGUAUAUAAAUACAUAAAGUCUUAUGUGCGAAAUUUACCUUCUUUGAUGAUGGGUAUAUAAGAUUCGGCAUAGUCGAAUAUAACUCUCUUAUUUGUAACUUUUUGUAUUGCUGUUAUCUUCAAUGGACUAUAAAUGUAGCAAAUACUAGAUAAGUAUUGCAAAUACUAUUAUUGAGUUGAGUUCAAACAUCAAACCAAACGAAAUUUGCAUAUUUUUAUGCAAAUAUAUUUUUAAGAAUUACUCUAAGAAGAACAAAAGCAAAAUUGAUUUCCUUAUAAAUAUAGUUUAUUUAUACAUAUGUGUUUAUAUGUAUGCAUAAUAUAAAAUAUUUUAAAAUAGUUUUUUCUUUCAAUUUUAAAUUUUUAAUAAAUGUUUAAAAUAAAU